UUCCGGAAACCAUUUUCCGGUUUGUGCAGAAGUUGUAAAUAAUUUAAACAUUUCAUACUUUAUAGGGCAAAAUAACCCAUUAAUCAUGCAGUUUGACAUUCGAAGGUUUGAUAUUUACCGGAAGAUUCCAAAAGAUCUGACUCAGCCCACAUCUACAGGUGCCUUUAUAUCUGUCAGCAGUAUACUCUUCAUCACAUAUUUAUUCCUUGCAGAGCUGAGGGCUUAUAUCCUCCCAGAAGUAGUCAGUGAGUUGUAUGUCAAUAAUCCAAUAGGUCACGAUGAAAGGAUUCCAGUGAGGAUAAGAAUCAGUCUACCAAACAUGCAAUGUCAAUAUCUGGGGCUAGAUAUACAAGAUGACUUAGGUAGACAUGAGGUUGGGUUUGUAGAAAAUACAGAAAAAACUCCACUAGGACGGGAGAAUGAAGGAUGUAUGUUUGAAGCACAUUUUAAAAUAAGCAGGGUACCUGGUAACUUCCACGUAUCAACACAUGCGUCCCAUCAACAGCCAGUAGAUGCAGAUAUGACACACUAUAUCCACGAGGUGGUCUUCGGGGAUGAUGUGUCUCAUGCUAAACUACCGGGAAAUUUCAAUCCAUUGAAAAAUAGAGAUACUGCAAGUGCUCAAAAGGGGGCAUCACAUGACUAUUUCAUGAAAGUAGUUCCAACAGUGUAUGAUGAUAUAGAUGGCAAUUCACAGCUUCCGUAUCAAUACACCUAUGCAUAUAGGUCGUACAUGCAGUAUGGUAGAGCUGGAGCGUCACCUGCUAUAUGGUUCCGCUAUGAAAUCACACCAAUCACAGUAGAGUAUAAGGAGAAAAGAGCGCCAUUUUAUACAUUUUUAACAAAGGUCUGUGCAAUUGUAGGAGGAACAUUCACAGUGGCUGGGAUCAUAGACUCAAUGCUCUUCACUGCUACUGAGCUCUUCAAGAAAGCUGAGCUUGGCAAACUCACUUGAGGGCAGUGUCAUUUAGGGGGUCAUUUAGGAUGGGGAUGCAGUGUAGGGGGAGGGGAAACACAGAAUAGGAGACGCCAAAUAUUGGGAGGUAUAUUAAAUGAUGCUGGCUAGGAAAAUUCAACUCCAUAUUGUAUUUAUUUCAAAAAUGAACUGGCUAGAGAUUGGAGAUGUUUCACAAAUAAAAUAACAAAACGCUAAUUAUUGAACAUAAAACUGAAUGUCAUACAAAAGUUCCUUCUAUGUUGUAAAUGUUGAUCUCUAGACAUUCCUCAUUAUAGAUUUGUUGUGUAAAGUGUUGCAUCAAAGGUAUUCAAAAGAGAAAGUAACUAUUUGGUUACAUUUGUGGCGCUAUUGUAAAUGUUUCAAGAUGCCACCAUUUAUCUAUGUUCCCUGGACAGGUUAUACUUGGAAAGCCGUUUAAAAGGUAAUUUAACAAUAUUGGAAAUGAAUUUAAAGGGCCCCUGAAUUAACCCAGUAGGUACUGAAAAUACACAUGUAGACUAUAAGUUGUAUCACUUGUAAGCUGUCACAUCAGAAAAGGUUCAACCAAAACCUCAACUCACAAUAGUUCAGUACAAAUGUAGUUAUCACGCUGAAAUGUAACGAAUUAAAAAUAUUUUACUUAUUACCAUGAUUCAUGUGCCUUGAAUGUCGGUGCUUAAUGUAAUUAAAACAUAUUCACAUUUAUUAAUAGGAAAUGUGUACAGGGAUGUUUUACAGUGAAUUUAUGUGCACUGAUGUACUGAGGGGUUAAACUUAGCAAUUUAUCAACACUGACACAAAACAUUACUAUUUUUAUGACACAGGGUUUAUACACAGCCUGUAGAUAUAACGAACCAAUGACUAUGAAUGCUGUUGCAUUAUUAUGAAAAGCAUGUUC
Owenia fusiformis is the source of this 1835-nucleotide messenger RNA. NCBI's taxonomy places the organism in Eukaryota, Metazoa, Annelida, Polychaeta, Sabellida, Oweniidae. The record is from the annotation of a GenBank genome assembly.